CCACCACCAUAGCACCAAUCCGUACUAUACUAUCAUGGACGCACUUUUCCACCUGGCUGCCAGAGCCGUCGACAAGAAUGGCAUCGAUCCUAACAACAUCGAUGUAAACAGCACGGAUCCCAUGGUCAUUGGCAUGUCAAGACGAUACUGUACAGUGGGCAAGUGUCCCGAAUCAUGGCAAACCAUCGACUAUCGACCAACUAUUGCCGGCAAUGUCAUCUACAUGCUCUGCUUCUUCGUUCUUUUCAGUGGGCAGCUAUGGUUUGGCAUCCGAAGUAGAGCAUGGACUUUCAUGGGUACAAUGUGCGCUGGUAUCCUUGGAGAGAUUGUUGGUUACAUUGGCCGCAUCAUGCUCAACCUAAAUCCCUUCCUGAUGAACAACUUCCUUGUGAACUUGAUCCCUCUUACGCUCGCUCCUGCUCUACUUACGGCUGGUAUCUAUUUGUGUCUGGGGCGUGUCAUCGUCGCCAUUGGUAGUGAGAACUCUCGUCUCAAGCCAAAGAUGUACACCUACAUCUUCAUCAGCUGCGAUGUGCUUGCUCUCAUUCUCCAAGGUGUUGGUGGUGGCAUGGCUGCUACUGGCAAGGACGCCAAGGGCUCGAAGCGCGGUGUCGACAUCAUGAUUGCUGGUCUGAUAUCUCAGGUCAUCACCAUGACUCUCUUCCUCGCUCUCUGGGCCGACUUCGCACUCCGCACUCGCCGCGCCAGGCUCUCCGGUUCCCUGGCUCGUAGCCAGCCGCCUCUAUACGAGCAGCUUCGCGCCUACAAGACGUUUGCUCUUUUCCAGUGGGCUUUAUUCGCCGCCACAAUCUUCAUCUACGUGCGAUGCAUCUACCGUGUCGCCGAGCUUUGGGACGGCUUCAAUGGUCACCUUGCCAACGAUGAAGUCACUUUCAUGAUCUUUGAGGGACCCAUGGUCAUCCUUGCAGUUACAGCCCUCACCAUCUUCCACCCCGGGCGUGUGUUUGGCGACCUCUGGGUUCCUGCUGGAAAGGGUGUCAGGUCCAUGGGAAAGCUCUCUGACGACCGUGAAGCGUCCAUCCAGCUCAAUGAGGCCGAGUGGAACAGCACCGCAUACCAGCGCGUCGAGCAGCCCAGCAACGUUGUCUAAGCCUUUGAACGCAGCUCGAUUUGUUUGCGAGUAUUGAUAUGAGAUGAAACAAGAUGAAGACGCGCAACAGAUAGUUCGACAUCACGAGGUGUCCAUGAUAAUCAAGGGAUUUUGCUAGUUAUGCAGGUUUUACUUGAGCACUGUAGCUCGUCACUCCUGCACUUGGGUUUGGAAUUUGCAUAUACCCUAAAGAACACAAUAGAAUAGGAUUCACUUC
This is a messenger RNA of Parastagonospora nodorum SN15, 1328 nucleotides long. RefSeq lists its product as hypothetical. Gene Ontology annotation, cellular component: plasma membrane; fungal-type vacuole. Lineage: Eukaryota; Fungi; Ascomycota; Dothideomycetes; Pleosporales; Phaeosphaeriaceae. The record is from RefSeq and is a predicted model, not a curated record. Bases 35 to 1111 code for a protein of 358 amino acids. The transcript is spliced from 2 exons.